AGCAUCCUCCUCCUCUGUCAGGGACGCUCACACUCAUACAGCUGCCCAAUAUUAGAGAAUACACCCUAGCUUUCCACACACACAUUCUCCUAUAGAUUUAGUAGAACAUCACAUCACUGCAUUUAUCACCAUAAUUUCCUCACUGUACAUUGAUGCAUUUGCUUCAACGGUCGCCGUAGCGGUCAAACCGAUCGUUAUUGUUUUUAUUUCCUUCCUUCCCGCAUCCAAAGACGGAUCUACGUUACAAGAUGGCUGAGUUAAAUUUGGGGAAGGGGCUGACAGCCGGGAAAGUGGCCAGCAACGUCCAGAAAAAACUAACCAGAGCCCAGGAAAAGGUUCUACAGAAACUGGGAAAAGCAGACGAGACCAAAGAUGUUGCCUUUGAGGAAGGAGUUAUCAACUUCAACAAACAAUAUGCUGAAGGCAGCAAACUCCAGAGAGAUUUAAGAGCAUACCUGGAGGCAGUUAAAGCCAUGCAUGAGUCCUCCAAGAACGUGCAGGCAUGUCUAGCUGACAUGUAUGAGCCAGACUGGUACGGGAAGAAUGAGGUGGAUUCUGUUGUGGAGGACUGUGAUGUGCUUUGGACUGAUUACCACCAAAAGUUGGUCGAUCAUGCGUUAAUCUCUAUGGAUACUUACCUGGGCCAGUUCCCUGAUAUCAAGGCUCGCAUUGCUAAGAGAGACAGGAAGCUGGUCGACUAUGACAGCGCCAGACAUAACUAUGCUGCUACACACAAGACCAAGAAAAAGGAUGGGGGCAUUAAAAUUACCAAGCCUUCCUCCUUGUUAGAAAGAGCCACUCCAGGAUGGGCUCAGGGUAUCUUGUCUGCACACAAUGUUGCCCAGAGCAGCCUUUCCAGGAGCCAGGCUGAGGAGGAGUUGGAAAGAGCCCAGAAGGUAUUUGAGGAGAUUAAUAUUGACUUGCAGGAGGAGUUACCUUCACUCUGGAACAGUCGGGUUGGGUUUUAUGUCAGCACCUUCCAGAGUUUGGCUGGCUUUGAGGAGAAGUUUCACAAGGAAAUGAGCCGGCUGGAUCAGGAUUUGUAUGACGUCUUGGAGAAACUGGAAAGCACAGACACGAGCAGCCCACAAGGGGAAUUAACAAAAGCUACGGGAAGAAAGGCAGGUAAUCGCGGCGCCUCAUCAUCAGGAGCAAACAGGAGUAGUGGUAAAGAGGCAACUAACCACACUCUCAGACCAGGAGGACCACCUCCAAUCCCGAAAUCUCCAUCCAAGUUAAAACCAGCCAUGCCUCCUCCACCAAAGGUGACCCCAUCUAAGGAGUUAAAAACAGAGAACAUCAUCAACUUGUUUGAUGCUGCAGCGACUCCUGACAUCAGCGUCACCUCCCCUACAGAGUUCGACAGUCCUGCAGUCAGCAGCCUUUUGGACAUGGACCUGGACUCUUUCAGUGCAGCAACCAAAGCUUCCACGGUCACUCAGCCUGCAAAUUGGGACUCGUGGCCUGAGGACAGUGGUGCCCAGGAAGAAGAAGAAGAAACCAAUCAGCACUUUGAUCCUGUUGCUGCUGCUUCAGAGGCCUGGGGUGAUGACGGUACACAGCCCGUCCACUAUGACCCUAUAGCAGCUGCCACAGAGGGCUGGGGGGAUGAUGGAACCCAACCAAUCCGCUAUGACCCUGUGGCUGCAGCUCAGGAGGAGUGGGGAGAUGAUGAGAGCCAGCCACCUCAUUACGACCCCGUGGCUGAAACCCAGGAGGACUGGGUUGAUGACAAAGACCAAGCAGUUUCAGAGGAGCCAGCCACAGAUGAAAGACCUGCUGAUGAGGCUCCGGUUGAUGUGGCUGAUGUGGCAGAUGCUGCUGAUGUGGCUGAGGAGGACACCACUCAAGCUGCUGCUGUGUUGGAUAAUGAAGAGGGUCAGGGUGAAUCUGCAGCAGAUGCUGCACCUGCAGCAGAAGAAGCAGUGACGGAGGAGACACCAGCAACAGCAGCAAGUGCAUCAGCAGAAGAAUCAACAGAAGCAUCAUCAGAACCUGCAGAAAUGCCCCCCGGCUUCAUGUACAAGGUCCAGGUGAUGCAUGAUUAUGCUGCCAAUGACACAGAUGAGCUUGAGAUGAAGGCCGGUGAUGUGGUGCUAGUAAUCACCUUUGACACCCCUGAUGAGCAGGAUGAAGGAUGGCUGAUGGGUUUUAAGGAAGUCGACUGGCAGCAAAACAAAGAAAAUGCCACUAAAGGAGUAUUUCCUGAAAACUUCACCCAGAGGCUGUGAAAGAGAGGGACACCUUCCUUUGUUAUUUCUGUAUUCCUCUUGAUGAUAUCCCCCUUCCCAACCCCAUCUCUUGCCCCAAUACUGUAUAUUUUCAAGGAUUUUGGCCAUAGAAGCAGAGCUGUGACAGCCCUGGAUGAAAUCAUGCAUUUUUUUAAGGUCUGCUACACUGUGGAUCUUUGCAUUUCUGCAGAUUUCUGCGACCAUUUAGAAAUGGCAGAUGUAGCCAUUUUACAGAUCUAAUUUGUUUCCUGUUUCUCCAUACUUGAGGAAUUAAUUUGACGAUCCUGGUGACACAGGAAAUGCAUGGAUAAUCACCUGUGCAACUGAAAUGUCAUUUUAAUUGCUUAUUCUUUGUUAUGACUCAUCUUAAAAGAGAUGAGAUCUGUUAUACAGGUAAUGAGAAAAGGAGACUGGAGUAAAAUACGUAAGAUGAUGCCAAGUGUAGCAAAGUAACCUCAUAAGCCCUAAAAUCUGCUUUAUAAGAGAGAAGAGGGCAGAACUGCUAAUACUAAGCUGACCAAAAGACAACAAAUACUCACUGAUUCGAGUCCUUACUAUAAAAAGAAGCAUUCACCCAGCACAGUAAAAUGCUGAACAACUAGCCAGGUUCUCCCUCCAAUUCCACCUCAGUAAAAAAAAGAAGAAAUCUUAAAAAAAAAAGAAAGAAAGAAAAAAAAAGUGAUGAGCCGUUAUUGUCUAAGCACUGAGGAAGACUGGUGAUCAUACUCCUGACACAUUGCCUUCAGGAUACAUGCAGCCCAUCCUUUUUCCCUACAUUUAUUGUUGACUUGUUAAAAAAAAUGGGCCAUUGAUUGUUGUAUUAGUUUAGAGUCUGUGGUGGCAUAAGUAGUAUAAUCCUGUUACAAAUCUAAAUAAAGGGCAUAUGCAGUUAACUGGUUAUCAGACAUUAGUUAAAUCAAAGUGACAGCAGGAAUCUAGCAUAAAAAUUUUUGGUGACAGAAUGCGAGCGUUAAUAAAACAGUGACAAUAUCCUAAUUUUUUAAAUGACUCUAAAAUUGUUUGAAAUUGUGUGAAAUCAUUUUAUUAUUUUUAGUUCAAAAGGGAUUCAAGAUAUGCAUAAGCCAGGCUUGCUAUAAAGCUAGCCAACAUUACUGAGAAGCUGCUACUGGUAAUAUAGUAGUUAUCACCCUAACACUAAUCUAAUAUAUAACUGAGCCAGCCUCAUCCAUGUAGAAAUAAUAAAAGAAAAUGUGCCGAAAUAAAUGCCCUCUAUUUGCAUAGAGACUACUAAACUUCAAUGCAGAUGAUUCAGAAUAUGCACCAGAGCAACUUCUUUUAUUUUUGUAUGCUGCCAAGCAAUGAUUACAUAUAGCCUAAUAUAACUAUAUGGAUAUAAUUGCCAACUGAGGUUGUUAUGGAGUAUUUUGUACUUCUGUAAGGUUUACUGCGCUCAACGUAGCUGCGUAGUUGGUUAAAACUAAACCAAUCAUUUAUUCAGUCACUGACUUAAAAGAGAUUCACAAUUUUCAUUGCAUUAUUAAAGUGUAAUAAGUGUGGAAGAAACUGUGUGUAUGUGUGAGUAUGUGUGUUAAUGAGUUGUUGGAGAAAUCUUUAUCUAUAGGUUAUUGUUACUGAAUGACACCACCUCCACCUUCCAGGAGAUGUGGCCGUCCGCUUCACUGGACAUUUUUCUGAUGGAACAGAAGUCGCUCAAACAUAUAGGGUCUUUUUUCCACUGGCUGGUAUUAUGGUUCCAGGUGUUAUUGUGCAUUUGUUGUGUAUAAGUGUAAUUUUGCCAAGCUGUGAUGACAGAUACAUAUUCUAUGAAGACAUUCAUAUCUGUAUGUGAGUUACUGUGUGCAUGCUGACUUUCCAUGUGUUGUUGUGUGAACACCCCUACUUUAAGACAAUGAUACUUGGAUCACUUUUGAGGCAGCUGCAACAAGAUUCUUUUUUAAUCACAAUUUUUCUCCCCCUUUUUUUUCUUUUUGUGUGGGGAGUUACACUGUUUUUGUUUUCCCAUGAUGCAUUUUCAAAUGUGUCCAGAUUAUAAUUUCUGAUUUUCCAUCUGCUGUGCCUCAAAAUGUUGCUAGGUAUCGUGGUCCAAACAGCGUUAAUUACAAGGAGGCGGGACUCAUAGAGAUCAAUUUAAAGUCACCAGACUCAGAUGCAAAGAUUUUUCAAAUGAUUUUCAGUAUUUUAGCCACUUUGUAUAUUAUUAUUAUUAUUAUUAUUAUUAUUAUUAUUAUUAUUAUUAUUAUUAUUAUUAUUAUUAUUAUUAUUAUUAUUAUUAUUAUGUAUUUAAAAAAAAUUCUAAUGUGAGAUAAAACACCUAUAAAUUUGGGCAAAUCAAUCACUCACACAUGUUUGUGUAAAUUUGAGUGUUUUACCUGGGUCUGGUUCUAUAUCUUUAUGGAUCAGUCUCCUGCUUUGAGCUACGGGAUAUGACAAGGUUUUUCCUGUACCUAAUUGACCAAUAACAAUAAAGAUUACUUAGAAUCU
Molecule: messenger RNA, 4694 nt
Organism: Melanotaenia boesemani (Boeseman's rainbowfish)
Lineage: Eukaryota; Metazoa; Chordata; Actinopteri; Atheriniformes; Melanotaeniidae
Gene: bin1a
Product: myc box-dependent-interacting protein 1
Exons: 21
Coding region: 249-2231 (660 amino acids)
Cellular component (GO): synaptic vesicle; plasma membrane; cytoplasm
Molecular function (GO): phospholipid binding; tau protein binding
Source: RefSeq, a predicted model, not a curated record